Molecule: messenger RNA, 1810 nt
Organism: Tripterygium wilfordii
Lineage: Eukaryota; Viridiplantae; Streptophyta; Magnoliopsida; Celastrales; Celastraceae
Product: guanine nucleotide-binding protein alpha-1 subunit
Exons: 14
Coding region: 316-1494 (392 amino acids)
Biological process (GO): adenylate cyclase-modulating G protein-coupled receptor signaling pathway
Cellular component (GO): heterotrimeric G-protein complex
Molecular function (GO): G-protein beta/gamma-subunit complex binding; G protein-coupled receptor binding; guanyl nucleotide binding
Source: RefSeq, a predicted model, not a curated record
UCUCUCUCUCUCUAUAUAUAUAGAAACAUAUAUUUAUUGUGUAAACGCAUCAGUUAAUAUCAGUACCAGAUAGCUUUAACAACAUUAGAUUCAUUAAACAGGAGAGUUGCUAGUUAAUUAUUGUAUUAACACUGCCUUAAGCAAAUCCGCCAAAUCCAGUGGCAUCUUCUCCAACUCCAUUUCCAAGGAGGGUUCGGGGUUCCCUUCGACAUCAGAACAUCAGCCAGGUCGGUUUUACUGCAUCAUGAGUGAGCAUUGUAGAAGGAAACUGAAGAAUCAAGUGACACCUGGUACAGUUUGAUUAGUUUGUUUUCUAUGCUGUCCGUUAUAGUUCAAAAUAUGGGUUUACUCUGCAGCAAAAACCGUCGUUACAAUAAUGCUGAUACUGAAGAGAAUGCGCAGACUACAGAAAUUGAAAGGCGAAUUGAACAAGAGACAAAGGCUGAAAAACACAUUCAGAAACUUCUACUACUUGGUGCUGGAGAGUCUGGAAAGUCCACAAUAUUUAAGCAGAUAAAAUUUUUGUUCCAAACUGGCUUUGAUGAGGCUGAGCUGAAGAGCUAUAUCUCAGUCAUUCACGCCAAUGUGUAUCAGACUAUAAAAUUAUUGUAUGACGGGUCAAAGGAAUUCGCUCUAAGUGAAUCAGAUUCCUCAAAAUAUUCUAUAUCCAAAGAAAAUGAGGAAAUCGGAGAGAAAUUAUCAGAAGUGGGAGGUAGGUUGGAUUAUCCACAUCUCACUAAAGAGCUUGCUCAGGAAAUUGAAGCUAUAUGGAGCGAUACUGCAAUUCAGGAAACUUAUGCUCGUGGUAGUGAACUACAAGUUCCAGAUUGUGCCAAUUACUUUAUGGAAAAUUUGCAAAGAUUGUCAGAAGCAAAUUAUGUUCCUACAAAGGACGAUGUUCUCUAUGCAAGGGUUCGUACAACCGGCGUUGUAGAGAUCCAGUUCAGCCCAGUGGGAGAGAAUAAGAAGAGUGGUGAGGUGUAUAGACUAUUUGAUGUUGGAGGCCAAAGAAAUGAGAGAAGAAAAUGGAUCCAUCUAUUUGAAGGAGUUUCAGCUGUAAUAUUUUGUGUUGCUAUCAGCGAAUAUGAUCAAACUUUGUUUGAGGAUGAAAACAAGAACAGACUGAUGGAGACGAAAGAACUCUUUGAUUGGGUUCUCAAGCAACCAUGUUUCGAGAAAACAUCUUUCAUGCUGUUUCUGAACAAGUUUGAUGUAUUUGAAAAGAAGGUUCUAAAAGUGCCGCUAAAUGUUUGUGAAUGGUUCAAAGAUUACCAGCCAGUUUCAACAGGAAAGCAAGAGAUUGAGCAUGCGUACGAGUUUGUCAAGAAGAAAUUCGAAGAGUUAUAUUAUCAGAGCACUACGCCUGAUCAUGUGGACAGGGUCUUUAAGAUCUAUAGAACCACUGCACUUGACCCAAAACUUGUGAAGAAGACGUUCAAGCUCGUGGAUGAGACUUUACGACGGAGAAAUCUGUUCGAGGCUGGCUUACUGUGACUGCUUCUGGUAACAAUAACAAUGUUCAUAAUUUGAAGAACUUGAUCAGUUUUUGCGCAUUAGAGCUGGAACUGAGUGCCCAUCUGUUGACUGCUGCUAGCACACCACAUAUUCACAAUCUUUAAAUUUUGGAUUUCCAUUUGUUUUUAGUCAUGAUUGGAAGAAAUUGAUUCUUUCCCCCACCCCUUGAUUUUUGUUGACUGAUUAUUUGUGUGCUGGGAAAAUCCAGUGGUUAUUGUGUUUUCCUUUCAGUGUGGGGAACAGACCAAUUAAACCUGUAAAAGUAAGCUUAUAUUCUUUCUAUCUAUCCAUUACA